Messenger RNA from Dicentrarchus labrax (European seabass), 1559 nucleotides. Its product is annotated as olfactory receptor class A-like protein 4. The transcript is spliced from 2 exons. The record is from RefSeq and is a predicted model, not a curated record. Gene Ontology annotation, molecular function: G protein-coupled receptor activity. Bases 101 to 1210 code for a protein of 369 amino acids. Lineage: Eukaryota; Metazoa; Chordata; Actinopteri; Moronidae. Gene Ontology annotation, biological process: G protein-coupled receptor signaling pathway. Gene Ontology annotation, cellular component: membrane.
GCAGCGGUAGUGGUGCACGUGAAGCCUUGAUGUUUGACUUUCACACACAUGCUCGUCUCAAAGAAAAAGCAAACUAUGUCGCCACGCAAAGGAUGAUGCCAUGUCAGAGGUUCUCACUGUAGAUGCUAUUUUGUUUGGGCUCUUGGUCUUUUCUGGCAUUCUGGGAAACAUCUUGGUCAUCCAUGUGGUGUUUCAGUCAGCUGUUGAGAGUCCGGCUCGGAGACUCCCCCCCUCUGACACCAUUCUGGUGCACCUGUCUCUGGCCAACCUGCUGACCUCACUUUUCCGCACGGUGCCCAUCUUUGUGUCGGACCUGGGCUUGGAUGUGUCCCUGUCGCCGGGCUGGUGCCGAGUCUUCAUGCUGCUGUGGGUGUGGUGGCGAGCUGUAGGCUGUUGGGUGACUCUAGCUCUGAGCCUCUUCCACUGCACGACCUUGAGGCGGCAGCAUGUGGCCUUUGGACCCCUCGCACAGCAGAGGGAGAGGCGGCGGGUUUGGAUCGUCCUGUGGCUGGUGUGGGGGGCAAACCUGGUCUUCUCAAUUCCAGCUCUGAUAUAUACCACUCAUGUUCACGGAAACGCCACUGUGGAGCUGAUGGUGAUCAGUUGUACCACCAGGCCUUUGCUGGGCUGUAUCUGGGAGUUCCCCUCCACCGAGCAGGGCUCAGCCUUUGCCUCCACGUCGCUGGCACUUAAUGAGGUGUUACCACUGGUGCUGAUGGUUUGCACCAACCUGGCCACGCUUCAUGCUCUGGCAAAACAUAUUCGAGCUGUUACCUCAGGGGGAGAGUCAGGAGGAGCUCACGGGGAGCUGGACAAACAUGUGUCCACUGAACGCAAAGCAGCUCAUGUAAUCAUGUCGCUAGUGUCUCUCUUCGUGGUCUGCUGGGCGCUACAGGUUGCUGCGGUGACAUACUAUAACCAUGACGGGGGACACCACGCUGAAGGGCUGCUGACUGUGUCCCACUUCUCUGCCUCGCUGUUUGUAGGCUUCAGUCCUAUGGUGGUGGCCCUGGGACAUGGCAAGCUGAGAAGGAGAAUCAUGAGUAUGAUACUGGGGUGGUCUAAAUUUCUUAAAUGUCACAGCGAGGACACUGAAGAGGCGGGUGAAUCCCCAAAAACUACAGGAAAGAAGGGAAAAGAAACUGUUUUUAUUGUUCAAAAAGAGAGCAGGGUCAUUAAAGUGGAGGAGAAAGUAAAAGCACACAAAUGAUUCCAAGUGUUGAUUCUAAAGUACUAAAAAAAUACUAAAAUGUAUACUCAUAUACGUAAGGACAGCUGCCUCAUCCAUCUGAAUCCAGAGGCACAGCACUACGUUUCAUCUGGACAGAACUAUCAUCAAGUAUUAUUUUAGCCUAUUUUGAGAUAUUUCAAGUCAUUUAAUUCAAGUCAAACUGAGACACAGUAUAUUGGCUAAGUCAGAAAUUAUUACAGUGCAGUCAAGUAAGUGAUUUUGUUUCUUUGAUUGUUAAAAUAGUUUUAAUCAAUCCAAUGUGUCAUUGUGUCUUUGUUGUUUCUUUUCAGCUGAGAUGUAUUUUAAUAAAAACUGUAGUUUUCUUUUG